Fusarium verticillioides 7600 is the source of this 4077-nucleotide messenger RNA. RefSeq lists its product as hypothetical. Bases 1606 to 3231 code for a protein of 541 amino acids. NCBI's taxonomy places the organism in Eukaryota, Fungi, Ascomycota, Sordariomycetes, Hypocreales, Nectriaceae. Gene Ontology annotation, molecular function: protein binding. The transcript is spliced from 3 exons. Gene Ontology annotation, biological process: regulation of actin filament polymerization. The record is from RefSeq and is a predicted model, not a curated record.
CUCUUUUCUUGAUUUUGGGUACUAAAGGCCAGCGUUGCCCUUGCAGAUGUACCAGCGAAAUAUUCUGAAGUAGACUGUCAUAGAGGACCCGUCGCCUGUGUCAUCAUAACUAGGUAGCCCCUGAGCCUGAUUACUUCUUGGCUGCUGGGCAUUAAUCUUGCGGUGUCGAAGCUGUCAGACAAGAGCACUAGUAUGUCUAGCAUGGAUAUAUCUUGUUUUGUGGUCUAUUGCAUUGAUGGAAAAGGGAUAUGAUGAUGCCCGAUUCGACCUAGCCAUCAUGACACAUUUCUAGAACAAUGUCGAGAGUCAAGACGUCAAACCGUCUGUACCUACAUACAUGAAUGCGACUCUGACAAAGGUUUUUAUGCGGCUGAGACCGGAAAUCGGCAAAGUCUUCCCAAGCCUAAAUUGAAAGGGAUCUCGUCAGCUCGUCCAGAGCUUGCCCUGCUCCAAAAGUCUCACCCGUCCAUCAAUUCCUAGCUGGGGCGUAUGAUGGGGGCGCCCCCAAUAUUUCUUCAUUGGCGGGGUUUUAGGCUCUCAAUGCUGUAAAUUAGGGACGCUAGAGCCUAAACUGACCACCCUCUCCAUACCUGCAGGGGUUGGACGGGCAUGUUCUAUCGGCUGCUGCCCACGCGGCGCGGUGCCGCGGCGCCUUCUUCCUUCUUCGUUAGUCUAGUUCUACUCUUCAGUUGAUGUGACCUUCCAUUUAGUUACCUACCUUAUGCUGUAUCCUCAUAAGCUGCGCCUCAUCUUCCCCCGCUAUCGUUGGCUGUCAUUGUCCAUUAUAACCUCAUUUUAACAAAUAACUUUCAAUUCCAAACUUAUUUCCCAUAACUCGGGCCAUUUUCUCUCGAUAAACCCUCGGCCUCGAAUCUGCGAUCUCGUACAUGUCUCCGUCUCAUCCGCGCCGACUGAUUACCCCUCGCUCCUGAGAUCGAUUUGAAUACAAACAUUGCCCAUCAUGGCUGAGGUGGACGCGAUGCCCACCUUUGGCUCAGAGCUCAAGGAUGGCUUCAAACCCGCGAAUGCAUGGCUCGGUCACGGCAUCGCCUGGCUUGAAGAUAUACAGCAAUUCUACCGCGAGCGCGCAGCCAUCGAGAAGGAAUAUAGCGCAAAGCUUACAGCACUUGCCAAGAAGUACUUUGACAAGAAGAACAAAAAGACGGCUCAGCUCAGUGUAGGAGACACUCCUGCUAUGACGCCCGGCUCGCUCGAAAGGUACGAACGCAGUCUCUCAUGAGUUGGCUUGAAAGCACACGCUGAUCACUGUGCGACCACUACAGUGCUUCUUUGACCACAUGGACAACCCAGCUUACGACGCUCGAAUCCCGCGCCAACGAACAUGAUCGAUACGCCAAUAAUCUCAUUUCUCAGGUCGCCGAGCCGCUCAAGUUCUUUGGCGGCCGUUUUGAAGAAUUGCGCAAACGACACUCCGACUACGCCACUAAGCUCGAGCAGGAGCGCGAUGCUUCAUAUGCCUCACUCGCCAAGACAAAGGGUAAAUACGACACUGUCUGCCAAGAGGUCGAGUCUAAGCGUAAGAAGACCGAGUCGCAUUAUGACAAGGCCAAGGCUCAGAAUGCCUACACACAACAGCUCUUCGAGAUGAACAACGCCAAGAACACUUAUAUCAUUGCGAUCAAUGUUACCAAUAAGCAGAAGGAGAAAUAUUACCACGAAUAUGUCCCCGAGGUUAUGGAUAGUCUACAGGAUCUUAGCGAGUUUCGAACGACCAAGCUGAACAGUCUCUGGACAGUUGCGACGAACCUCGAGUCUGACAUGCUGCAACAAAGCAAUGGCAUGGUCCAGCACCAAGGCACCGAGAUUCUGAGGAACUUGCCCCAUCUCGACUCCAUGAUGUACAUACAACACAAUAUGGGAACCUUUAAUGAACCACCCGACAAGCAUUUCGAGGCCAGUCCUGUUUGGCACGAUGAUGGCACCAUGGUAGUAGACGAGACGGCCAAGGUCUUCUUGCGCAAUGUCUUGGGCAAGUCCAAGUCGCAACUAGGAGAAUUACGGAGGGAGGUUGAUAAGAAGCGACGAGAGGUUGAGAGUCUCAAACAACUCAAGCAGCGAGUAAGGGAAGGAAAAGAGAAGAAGGACGAGGUGGAAGUUGUUCGCAUACUCUUCUCAAUGCAGGAAGAUCUGCAUUCUAUUGACCGUCAAAGACUGACGGCUGAAGUCGAAACAUCGACAAUCACAUCUGUGGUGGGUGAUGUGACGUUGGGUGCAAAGAACCACAACUUCAAGAGUCAAACGUUCAAGAUACCCACGAAUUGUGAUUUGUGUGGAGAGAGAAUCUGGGGACUGAGCGCAAAGGGCUUCGAUUGUCGAGACUGUGGCUACACAUGCCAUAGCAAGUGUGAGAUGAAGGUACCCCCUGACUGCCCUGGCGAACAGACCAAGGAUGAGCGCAAGAAGCUCAAGGCCGAACGCCAGGAUGCCGCGAACAAGCUGCUCAAGCCUAGUGCCACGAUGACAUCGGUACAUUCUAAUGCUUCAGAUGGACCAGAACUCACCCGUUCCAAUACCAUGACGUCUCUAAGCUCUCACUCGGCACGCCCAUCUCUAUCGGGAUCCAUAUCUGGGCAGCUCAGCCCAUCAGAGGAAACACCACCAGACGCAGGACGGCCAAGCAUGUCUUCGGCCAAGUCGUCUGGCACUAUGCGCAAGAACAGAAUCAUGGCGCCUCCGCCAGCAGCUUACAUCACAGGGUCCGGCGGUGAGACAAAUGGUGGUGCAAAGGAAGAAAAGAAGGGCAAGAUGCUGUAUGCAUUCGAAGCUAGUGGUGAGGGUGAACUCACAGUACAAGAUGGUCGAGAUGUGGUACUGCUGGAACCUGAUGACGGCUCCGGCUGGGUCAAGGUCCGCGCAGGCUACAAGGAAGGUCUCGUACCAUCAUCAUAUGUCGAAUUCACCGCCGUUACUAUACCCGCUGCUCCCGCUCCCGCAGCCCGACCAUCAUCUACCUAUUCCACCUCCACAACAUCCUCCCUAGCACCAUCAACCAAGAAGAAGGGUCCCGCAGUAGCACCCAAACGCGGCGCAAAGAAGCUCCGCUACGUAGAAGCGCUAUACGAAUACACGGCACAGGCUGAGUCAGAGCACUCCAUGGCUGAAGGCGAACGCUUCGUCCUUGUACAGGAUGACCCGGGCGAUGGCUGGGUCGAGGUCGAGAAGGCGGGCGUCACGGGAAGUGUGCCCGCGAGUUACGUGCAGGCCGUCUAGAGAACGAGCAGGGGUUGCAGAUGCGGGUUUUGUCGGCGCACGAUGAAGUCGCCUUGAAAGAAGUUCCAAUUUUACCUCGUACUCAUUUGGUUUCUCGGCAUGAAAACUGGUUCGGAUGUAUAUAUGAAGAGGACAAAGCGGAGCUGCAUGAUUGGGAUUCUGUUUCAAACUUCACCCCAAGAGAAGAGAAGAUAAGGCAAGACAGGCGCUGUGUAUAUUUUGGGCUAGGCUAGGGAUGCAUUCAUGGGGUAGAGGUACAUAGCGCAUGAACUCGGGGUUCAAAAUGGAAGACAUGCUGAGCCGCAUCGCAUCGGUAUGAGCUUACGAAGCAACUUGUGGUGUCUUUGCCACUCUACCGAAGUUUCCGGAAAUCAAGAGUCAUAGCAUCACAAGCACAGAAAAAAGUCCAUAGGGGAAGUUUAGAGGACGAGGAACUUGGUUUUGAAACAUGAGAACUCUAAUAGCACUCAUCUGAGAAGAAAAGGGAUGCGCAUAACAUCCAUCUGGUAUAUUACAGGGGGUAUUACAGAUAAAAAAGCUCAACCGUCAGACACCUUUGGUUCAUUUCUCAUGUAUACUCCUUGGUAUACCGUCCCGUUUCAUAGCCCCUAAUCCAUCUGCCAUUCUUUCAUUGAUCAUGUGAAGUGUGCGUGUGCAUUGUAUUUGUGUAUCAAACAGGAGGGGGAUAUCAUUUCUUUCAGUUCCAGUACCUUGGAAUAAACGCCGUGCCAGAAAAAUUGAGAGUAAAAGUGUAAAGAGUCAUACCAGGACUCAUACUUGAUGUGAGACAUGAGCACCAUGCAUAAAGCCGAACGCCGAGUGGAGUGUGCAUAUGUUGAGUGAAAG